AUGGACACCACAAUCUACAAAGCUGCAACCAUGACACUGGAUGAGGAUAUGGCAUCACUAAUGAAGAUAAAGAAAAAUGUUGAGAUGGAGACAAAGGACUUGCGAGAGAAGUUGGACAUGCUUCGGUUGAACGUGCAAGAAAGAGAAGCGAGAGAGUCGAGAAUAGAAUCAGAGACCACCACUCUGUUAGCUAAAAGCAUGUCACUAGAUGAGGAGCUGACAGUGGAAAUGGAAGAAUUCGCCUCCAUGAUAGAAAAGAUGGCUGCACUGAGGAAGAAGAACAAAGCCUUCCAUAGCAACAUGAUUGAUAAACUUCAAAAAAUGCAGGAAAAAUGCCCCGUCUACGAGCAAGGAGCUAAUAGAGGUCCCAAUAACGCUCACCCUGGAGAGAAUGGGGAAGACGACGACGAGGAAAUCGUCCACAAACCUCCAUUCCUAGGCCAUCAUCCCUAUUUCACCAGAUCAAAAGGUCCCGCAGAUUCCUUCUGUAGACAAAGCUCAGACAAAGGAAAUGCAGUUAUGGGUGAUAAUAAUGAAAAACUGAUGCAACAGAUUGCAGAAAUGAGAGUUGAAAUGCAAAGGAGACAGGCUCUGCCUUCGCCAGGAUUUGCCGCUAACGCUGCUGAUAGGAGACCUCCAAUCUACUUUCCUUCUUCAAAUAUGGAUCCAACUCAGAACCAAGCAUCUACACCUGUCAAAGUUGGUGAGACUAUCGAAGACCGAUUGAAAACGGUGAAGAUAACCCGUGUUGCUGCAUCGCCCGGAUCAUCUGGAACGUUGAAGAAAAAAGGAGAAAAAAUCGCUGCUAUUUCAUGUGGGGGAAAGAUAACCCACAGAAGCUCGUUAUAUUCCCAAGGUCAUUCUCGGACUUCCCAAAAUUCCUACCAAGCUUUCUACAUGCAAGAUAGUCAUCCCAAUAAUCCUCCAAUUUAUCAUGAUGCUACCGCCACUUAUCCAAACGUCCAAGCUCCACUAUCCCAAAGUCCAUCCCCGAAUUACCAAAAUUCAUCUCCAAUUUACCCAAAUCAUCCUCCAUCCUACCAAAUUCCAUCUCCUUACCAGGGUGUUUCUCCGAAUUAUGCUAACGUGCAGUCGAGCUACCGAGAACCCCCUCCUUCAUAUCAAGUCCAAGCUCCACCAUAUCAAAAUCCCCACCCGAACUACCAAGCUCUAAUGCCAAACUACAAGACAAACUCAUAUCCCAGAAAUCAAGCUCCCCGUCUGAAUAAUCGAGGUUAUCAACAGAUGCCUCCCCCACAAGGAAGUUAUCCCCCUCGACCAUGGUUUGAGAAGAAACCUUCGAGAAAUUUCACCGCGCUUGCAGAAAGCCGAACAAAGCUGUACAAGAGACUGGCUGCAGCCAAAUAUAUCCACCCAGUGGGGCCCAAACCCGUGGAUAUCAAUUCAAUAAUCUAUAGGUCAGAUCAGAGAUAUGCUUAUUAUUCCAAAAGUGUUGGGAAUGAAACUGAGGACUGUAUCAACCUCAAGCACAAGAUUCAGGAUUGA
Molecule: messenger RNA, 1506 nt
Organism: Solanum pennellii
Lineage: Eukaryota; Viridiplantae; Streptophyta; Magnoliopsida; Solanales; Solanaceae
Exons: 4
Coding region: 1-1506 (501 amino acids)
Source: RefSeq, a predicted model, not a curated record